UGUGGUCAGAGGAGCUUCAGUGUAGAGGCAACGAAUCUCAGAUUCACUUCUGUUCAACAUCAUCUUCACUCAAACACAACUGCUCCCAUGACAGCGAUGUGGGUGUGGUGUGUGCUGGAGUCAGGCUGGUUGGUGGUUCUCGCUGCUCUGGGAGAGUUGAAGUGCUACAUGGAGGGACCUGGUCCACAGUGUGUGAUGCUGACUUUGACCAGCAGGAUGCAGAGGUUGUGUGUCGAGAGCUGGGCUGUGGGCUUCCUGUGGAGGUGCUGGGAGCAGCUGCUUUUGGCAGAGGGGAGGGUCAGGUGUGGUCGGCGGAGCUUCAGUGUAGAGGCAACGAAUCUCUGAUUUUCUUCUGUCCAACAUCAUCUUCACUCAAACACAACUGCUCCCAUGAUAAUGAUGUGGGUCUGGUGUGUGCUGGCAGUGUGCGGUUGGUUGAUGGGAGCAGUCGCUGUACAGGGAGAGUGGAGGUUCUUCAUAGAGGACAGUGGGGAACAGUGUGUGAUGAUAACUGGGAUAUGAGAGAUGCUGCAGUGGUGUGUAGAGAGCUGGGCUGUGGAGAAGCUGUAGAUGCACUGAGUGAUGCUCACUUUGGACCAGGAUCAGGACAAAUUUGGAUGGUUGACGUGGACUGUAGUGGGUCAGAGUCUACAUUGAAAAAAUGCCACUCAGCACUUUGGGGUAAACAAGCGUGUAAUCACUCAAAUGAUGCUGGAGUUUUCUGCUCAGGAGUGAUGCUUGUUGGUGGUUCUCGCUGCUCUGGGAGAGUGGAGGUGCUUCAUGGAGAGACCUGGUCCACAGUGUGUGAUGCUGACUUUGACCAGCAGGAUGCAGAGGUUGUGUGUCGAGAGCUGGGCUGUGGGCUUCCUGUGGAGGUGCUGGGAACAGCUGCUUUUGGCAGAGGGGAGGGUCAGGUGUGGUCAGAGGAGCUUCAGUGUAGAGGCAAUGAAUCCCAGAUUCACUUCUGUCCAACAUCAACUUCACUCAAAUACAACUGCACUCAUGACCGUGAUGUGGGACUGGUGUGUGCUGACAGUGUAAGGUUAGUGGAUGGUGGCAGUCGUUGCGCUGGGAGAGUGGAGGUUCUUCAUAGAGGACAGUGGGGAACAGUGUGUAGUGAUUACUGGGAUAUGAGAGAUGCUGCAGUGGUGUGUAGAGACCUGCGCUGUGGCGAGGCUGUAGAUGCACUGAGUGAUGCUCACUUUGGACCAGGAUCAGGACCAGUCUGGAUGAAUAAUGUUCACUGUAGUGGAUCAGAGUCAACACUGAAAAACUGUUCAUCAUUAGAAUCAAGUAAACAUGAUUGUGAUCAUUCCAAAGAUGCUGGAGUCAUCUGCUCAGACAGUGUGAGGUUGGUGGAUGGUGGCAGUCGCUGUGCUGGGAGAGUGGAGGUUCUUCAUAGAGGACAGUGGGGAACAGUGUGUGGCUAUAUGUGGAAUAUGAGAGAUGUUUCAGUGGUGUGUAGAGAGCUGAGCUGUGGGGAUCCAUUGAGCCUGGAUGCUGCUGUACCAGGAUCAGGACCGAUCUGGAUGAGUCAUGUGGACUGCAGUGGAUCAGAGUCUACACUGAAAAACUGUGGAUCACUGGGAUGGGGCAAACAUAGCUGUACUCAUCUUUUAGAUAUCGCAAUUCAUUGUUCAGGUCAUAGAAGGUCCAAGCUUACUGGUGGUCCUCAUCGUUGCUCUGGGAGAGUGGAGGUGCUUCAUGAAGAGACCUGGUCCACGGUGUGUGAUGCUGACUUUGACCAGCAGGAUGCAGAGGUUGUGUGUGGAGAGCUGGGCUGUGGGCUUCCUGUGGAGGUGCUGGGAGCAGCUGCUUUUGGCAGAGGGGAGGGUCAGGUGUGGUCAAAGGAACUUCAGUGUAGAGGAAUUGAAUCUGAGAUUUCCCUUUGUCCAACAUCAUCUUCACUUAGACUCAACUGCACCCAUGGCAGUGAUGUGGGACUCAUAUGUUCUGGUCACACUCAGGCUUGGCUGGUGAACGGCUCUGACUCCUGUUCUGGUCGAGUGGAGCUCCAGUACCUCAGUGAAUGGGGCACAGUGUGUGAUGUAAGCUGGGAUAUGAGAGCUGCCAGUGUCCUCUGUGGUCAGCUGAAGUGUGGGAGUGCUGUGGCUGUGUUGGGGUCAGACUGGUUUGGGGAGGGGAGUGGCCAGAUCUGGGCUGAUGUGUUUGAUUGUGAGGGGAACGAAACACACCUGUCAAAAUGUCCCAUUUCAUCAUGGAGUCACACUGCAUGCUCUCAUAAACAGGAUACUGGAGUCAUCUGCAGUGGUUCACUCAUGGCAGUUCACGAGGGGCGAGUGAGGUUGUCUGGAGGGAUGGAGUGUGAGGGGGAGGUGGAGGUUUACUUCAAGCAGGACUGGAGGAGAGUUCUGCUGGACUACUGGAGUGAGUCUGUGGCCUCUGUGGUCUGCAGACAGCUGGGCUGUGGCUCCGUGUUCAGCUUCUCCAGCUCCUCUACAUCCAGUCCUGAACACAGUCACAUGUGUGUGACGGGUUUCAAUUGUUCUGGGAGUGAAGCUCAUCUGGGGAACUGCAGCAGCGCACAAGCAGUCAACUGCAGCUCCAGAGAUCAGCUCUCAAUCACCUGCUCUGCUCACAGCUCCAUCAGGCUGGUUGGCUCUGGGGGAGACUGUGCAGGAAGGUUGGAGGUUUUCCACAGUGGCUCAUGGGGGACAGUGUGUGAUGACUUGUGGGAUAUUGAGGAUGCGCAGGUGGUCUGUAGACAGCUGCAAUGUGGAGUGGCUCUCAGUGCUCCGGUACCAGCCCAGUUUGGACCUGGAACUGGACCCAUAUGGCUGAAUGAGGUGGAGUGUGAGGGAAACGAGACGUCCCUGUUUAACUGCAGAUUUCAGCUGUGUGGAGAAGAUGAAUGUGGCCACAUGGAGGACGUAGGAGUCGUGUGUUCCGAGUUUAAAGAGAUCAGACUCACUGAGGGCUGUCAGGGGAAUCUGGAAGUGUUCUACAAUGAAACUUGGGGUAAUGUGUGUACAAAUAACAUGGGUGAAGAAGUAGCAAAUUUGGUCUGUCAAGAGCUGAACUGUGGAAGAUCAGGCAGUUUGAGCCAAACCAAAACAAGAAUCGAAUCAGCUCCUAACUGGCUGGAUGAUCUGAAAUGUAGGAAACAUGACUCCACUCUGUGGCACUGUCCAUCUUCAGCCUGGGGACAGAACAGCUGUGAUAAUCUAAAUGAAGUGGCUCACAUUACCUGCUCAGGAGAGAUAAAUCAUUCUUUGCUGCAAAACCAUCUGAAAUGCUCCUCAUUUCCAACCCAGAGUCAAUGCUCAAAGCACCUGCCUCUCAGGCUGAGUGGAGGGAAUGGAAGCUGCUCUGGGAGGCUGGAGGUGUAUCACAACACUGAGUGGGGCUCCGUCUGUGAUAAUGAGUGGGACAUCAGUGAUGUUCAGGUGGUCUGCAGGCAGCUGGGCUGUGGGCCGGCGCUGAGUGCUGAUGGGAGUGCUGUCUUCGGUGCUGGUGUAGGGCCUAUCUGGCUGAACAGAGUGAAGUGUAGAGGGAAUGAGAUUCACCUGUGGGACUGUCCUCAUUCCCUGAAGGACCACGCUGACUGUUCCCACAGUCAGGACGCUGGAGUCACCUGUACAGACAUAUUUGUAUCCACCACUGUUACAUCCAGAGUAACUACUAUUACCAUCACAGCUGGUCAGACAGAGAAUGAAGCAGUUACUCCUCCACAAACUCUUUCAGCAGCUGUUCCAUCCAUCUAUCCAGUGUCUCUCCUGGUUCUGGGAGUGCUGCUCUUCCUGGCCUUAUUGUUUCUGGUUGUGCUGUUUUACCAGAACAGAGUGCUCAGGAGAGUGCUCUCUAAGAGGAAGCAUAAGACUCAGACUGAGGCCGUCUAUGAAGAGAUCGACCAGAGAAUCAUCGCUAAGAGAAUGACUAAAAAGGUAAAUAUCCUCUCUGAAGAACAACAUUCAGGAUAUGAGGAUGUGGAUGAGGAGCUUCUCUCAGGUGAGGUGGGAACUAGAGACACUCCAGAUACCUAUGAUGAUGUCAUUUCUGCUGGACACACAACAACUAGAGAAGCAAAGAACAAGGUGGAGCUCUAUGAUGACGCCGUUCCUGCUGGAGAGAAUCUACAGGUUACAGCAGUGUACACAUCAGAGGACUAUGAUGAUGUCAUCACUCCUGGACAGGAUUUUGGAGAUUCAGCAGGCUAUGAUGAUGUGGAGGUGUCUGAGAAAGAGGCACAGAUCAUCUGACAGAGACCCAAAUAAUGCGUCUACUCAGGAAAUGACAUUCGAGCUUCUUAAUAUCAGCCAAAGUUUGAAGAACAACAAAUUAUUUUAUAUUCUUCUUGAAGAUGUUUGUAUUCUUGUGACUGUGCUAUUUUUUUACUCAGGAAGAGCAAAAUGUUCUCUAACUAAUUGCAUUCUAAGCCACUUUGCUUUCUUUCAAAAAAAAGGAAAUUUAAAAACUAUAAAGAAAAACUGCUUAAAUACACACAUUAGCUUUAAUUUCAUGGCCUGUGAAUGUUAUUUACAUUUCAUUUCUUGCUCUAUUCAUUUGCUUUGCUGUUCUUUGUAGCUGCUCAUCAGUGAGGCUACAAAUUCUGUAUUAUGCAAAUGUUUAUUCAGUUCAGUCCUGAUUAUAUAGAGUAAUAAGUAAAUGAACAGCUCUUCAUGUUUCACUGUAAAGAGCAGAGACAGAUGAAGGUGUUUUAGGUUGGAGGUGCUUCAUCAUUUUAGCAGCACAUAAGUGAUAAAUAUCAUGAUGUCAUCCUCAAUAGUGUUUCUUUUUCUUAUUCAUUAGAAUUUUCUGGGUGGACGACAUGAUACAGCCUACAUACAUGAUACAGUACUCCUAUAACCAGCACAGCAAUCGCAGCUGACCUGCUGUCUCAGCAAAUGAGCUGAGCACUGACCAGUCAGACUGCUGAUUAGAGGAGUAAAGCAGUUUGUGUUGCAGCCGUAGUCAAACUACAUGUCAACAUCUAGAGAGAUUAUUACAAUUUUAGAAAAAAUCCUUAGUCCCGGGGUAAUUGUUAGCUGGAAAUUUAAAGAUUUAAUACCAUAUUAUUUUAUUGCUUAUAUUUUAUGGGCACAAUAUUUUAAAGUGGUCUUUUGUUGUUGUUUUUUUUUUUCUCCUGAAAUCUGGAGGUGCUGGAUCCCACUCAGCACUCCUCCUUCCCCCAUCGUUGCUUCAGAGUAUAUUUUGUGUGAUUAACAGUUCAAUCAUUGAUGUGAAAUGAAAAUAAAAGCUGAUAUUUUGCUGUAGAUCAUGUUCAUAAGGAUACAUGACAAUAACACGCUUUUCAAGACAGCUCACAUAAACUUAUAUACACAUUUAGAAAGGCUUAUUCUAAUAAGCAGUUACUGGCAUUAAGGCAGCUUUUGUCAGAUUCACUGUCAAAUUGACAUGAUGCCUUUGUGAAAUGACAGAUGUUAUGACAGCUGACUUUUUAGUAGGAUUGUGUCUAUUUUACAGUUUAUGUCCUGUUUGUAAUAGUGUCCACUUCACAUGCAAAAUAAAAUAAUACACUGGACAUUUUAAUCCUG
Pygocentrus nattereri (red-bellied piranha) is the source of this 5516-nucleotide messenger RNA. RefSeq names its product scavenger receptor cysteine-rich type 1 protein M130-like. The record is from RefSeq and is a predicted model, not a curated record. Lineage: Eukaryota; Metazoa; Chordata; Actinopteri; Characiformes; Serrasalmidae. Gene Ontology annotation, cellular component: membrane. The coding region runs from base 519 to 4220 and encodes 1233 amino acids. The transcript is spliced from 21 exons.